Lingula anatina is the source of this 1604-nucleotide messenger RNA. Its product is annotated as L-seryl-tRNA(Sec) kinase. Gene Ontology annotation, molecular function: tRNA binding; kinase activity. The record is from RefSeq and is a predicted model, not a curated record. Lineage: Eukaryota; Metazoa; Brachiopoda; Lingulata; Lingulida; Lingulidae.
UCUAUAAGUAUGUCAGCGCCCAUGUAGCACGCGUGUACAACUAAGAUAUGACUGGAGCACACUGCGGUAUAUGAACAGAAAAUAUUUCUUCAACACCGAUGGUAGAAAACGUGAAACGCAGCGGCAAUACAUGUAUAUUUCUUCUAUGUGGCUUACCAGGUAGCGGUAAGACGACGCUGUGCAAGCGUCUUUUAUCAGAAGCAGCCAAAUGUCAACAGAAGUCAGCUGAGCUGAACCUGAAGUUGUACCAUGUAUGCUAUGAUGAACUGCUGCCGGUGGACACAGAAAGAACGAUACUACAGACAGUGUCCGAGGAGGGAUGUUCACAGUGGAAGAAGUACAGAAGGAAUAUAAUAAAAUGUCUUGACCAGAAAAUAGCAUCAAUUCUUGGUGUAUCACAGGGAAGAGAAAGUGAAAUUCCUGCUGAAAUUCAAUUAAGAUUUGAACAAUUACAAGGAAUCAAAAGCUAUUCUGAAUUGGAUAAGACAAACCAUGUCUUUUUGAUUGAUGACAAUCUUUACUAUAGAAGUAUGAGAUAUGAAUAUUACCAGCUGGCAAGAAAAUAUGAAAUCGGCUUUGGUGAGGCGUACAUCAGUUGUGAUGUAGAGACUGCAUUACAAAGAAAUCAGACAAGAGAGCAAGCCAUCCCUGAAGAGGUGAUAGUAACCAUGGCAACAAGAUUGGAGCCACCGGACCCCGAGGAGGCAUGGGAACAGAACAGUAUUGCUUUAGACGAGUUUUCUUCUUCAGUUGACUCUGUUCUGCAGUUUAUGAACCAUGUACUACACCACCCAGUACAGAGGCCUCCAGAGGAGGAUAUGACCAUGAAGGAGGAGAGUCGGAUCACAUGCUCUGAAAAUCUAAUUCAUCAAGCAGACCAGAUAUUAAGGAAAUUGAUUGGACUACAUAUUGCAUUGAAAAAAGAAACUCAAACACAUAUACCUGAAGGCAUUAAAACAUUUGCUCAAAAGCUUAAUGGACUGAAAAGUGAAAUUCUCAAAGACUUGAAGACUGGUGUACUACUGGUGCCCUCUGGUGUGGAAUCUCAGGUGGUGAACGCCAGUAAAAACAUGGACUGCGCAUUCCAUACUUUUAUACAGGACAUAUUUCACAAAAGAGCAGCUUAUCUUCAAGGAAAUAAUAGCUGAUACAGGCUGGCAAAGCAAGUACUUGUUCAGCUUUUAAUUGAGGUCUUUAAGGGAUUUUUUAUUGUAAAGAGUGAUCAUUAUUGCACCGAUUAUCAAAGUGAAUAUCAGGAAUUAAGGUUGACUGCUGUGUAAAUCAAAGAAUGCAACAUGAAUGAUAAAAUAUUUAUUGUCAAUAAAUGGCCUUGUUGUUUGUUGUAGUUUUAUUGAAAUACCUGGAAAAAAUGACACCCAAGAUAAAUUCAAGUGUCUCUGUUGUUUUAACAGGGUUAAAAGUGUUAUUAAGUAUUGUGAAUAUGUGCAAUGACACUGAAAAUGAACUUAAUUUUGGUCUGAAAGUACCACUCAUAUAGUUAGCAAGAAGCAUGACGUGUGUAUAGAGGCAGAUUCUUUUCAAUUUCCAAUCCAAAUAAAUUUGCAAAGAUGGACAGUGAUUUGUAGUAGUGUGGCUGCAUACCA